CGAUGCGCCAGGACUCCCAUUCCUUAGAGCCAUCGGCGCCGCCAGCAGAGGCCGUGGCCACGGUGAUUGUGCCCGCUGUGCCAAAGGCAGUCCCGGCAGUCCCAGCAGUCCCUUCCCCGCCAGCGGCGCCGGCCGCAGCGGCCACUGUGGUUGCAGGAGGCGGCUACCCCAGUGGCCCCAGCGCAGCUGCAAAACCUGCUGCAAAACCCGCAGCACAUCCUAAGGUGUUUGGGGUGAAACCCACCGUUGUCUGGGUGGAUGGAAACCCAGAAGCCUUUCAGACCAGCAGAUUGAACACUGAAAGAGGGAUUACGUUUCAAGGUUUCCCCAGUCCAAAGGGUGGUGGUGGGAGGCCCUGGGUGAGCUACAUCCAGGAAAGAAUGGUGGCCGACGCCCGUGUGGCGGUGGCCAUCAUGAAUUCGAAGCACAAAGAGGAUGCGGCGGAAAUUCGAAAAUUCUGUGAAGAGAGGCGAGUUCAACCCCCUCGAUUCAUCGUGAUGUGUGGAAAAAGAAACACCCCGGAAGAUGUGCGGAGAGAUUGGGGCAUGAAGGACCUCUUGGUGGUGCACGACUGGGGGGAUGCUGCAACCGCGGCACUCAACGAGGUCGGAUCAGCUCACCAUUCAGGUCCAACCGUUCGAGCCGGCGUGGAGAUGUGAAGGCGAAGGUGGCCAGAAGGACAUGAUGGACAUUUAACCAAUGCACAUGGGGAUUCA
Cladocopium goreaui is the source of this 716-nucleotide messenger RNA. NCBI's taxonomy places the organism in Eukaryota, Dinophyceae, Suessiales, Symbiodiniaceae. The record is from the annotation of a GenBank genome assembly.